Molecule: messenger RNA, 216 nt
Organism: Lizanozyma spartinae
Lineage: Eukaryota; Fungi; Ascomycota; Pichiomycetes; Serinales; Debaryomycetaceae
Gene: RPB10
Product: DNA-directed RNA polymerase core subunit
Exons: 1
Coding region: 1-216 (71 amino acids)
Biological process (GO): tRNA transcription by RNA polymerase III; transcription by RNA polymerase I; transcription by RNA polymerase II
Cellular component (GO): RNA polymerase II, core complex; RNA polymerase I complex; RNA polymerase III complex
Molecular function (GO): DNA-directed RNA polymerase activity; DNA binding; zinc ion binding
Source: RefSeq, a predicted model, not a curated record
AUGAUUAUCCCUAUUAGAUGCUUCUCGUGCGGUAAAGUGGUCGGAGAUAAAUGGGAAACAUAUUUAGAAUACUUGCAAGACGAUUCCAUGACUGAAGGUGACGCCUUGGACAAGUUGAAGUUGAAGAGAUACUGUUGUAGACGGAUGGUGUUGACACAUGUGGAUUUGAUUGAGAAAUUUUUACGUUAUAAUCCUUUGGAAAAGAAGUCGUCAUAG